Molecule: messenger RNA, 915 nt
Organism: Cordyceps militaris CM01
Lineage: Eukaryota; Fungi; Ascomycota; Sordariomycetes; Hypocreales; Cordycipitaceae
Product: phosphopantothenoylcysteine decarboxylase
Exons: 3
Coding region: 1-915 (304 amino acids)
Biological process (GO): coenzyme A biosynthetic process
Cellular component (GO): phosphopantothenoylcysteine decarboxylase complex
Molecular function (GO): phosphopantothenoylcysteine decarboxylase activity; FMN binding
Source: RefSeq, a predicted model, not a curated record
AUGGUCCAGCGUCUGCUCCGUAACGGCUCGGGCAACAUGUGGUCGUUGGCCAUGAGAAAGGUGCCUGCAAAUGGAUGGUUUGUAUGGUGGUGUGGAAGCAAGAUGGACACGAUGGGCGCUAGCCAGUUGCACAUGCAGAAAGCACCAGGUCAACCCACACACACAAUCUCAAGUCACCAAUCAUCACCUGCGUGCAACCGCGGAGAAGCAUCGCGGAGAACGGAGGCUCAGCCACUCUUAUUUCACAUCAUGGCCGACCAACCGCCGUCAGAGUCACCCGCUGCCUCCGUUGCCGCGAGCCAGAGCGAUGGCAAGCAACAUCUGCUGGUCGCUGCAAGCGGCUCUGUGGCUACCAUCAAGCUCCCAGAAAUCAUCUCUGCUCUUUCCUCCAGACAGAGGCUUUCCAUCCGAAUUAUUCUCACAAAAUCCGCUACUCAUUUCCUUGCUGGCCAAGCCACCGAGCAGCCCAGCCUAGAAUCGUUAUCCCGCUUACCUAAUGUCGACGGCCUCUACAUAGAUGAGGAUGAGUGGACUAGCCCCGGAUGGACCAGAGGUGCCAGCAUACUGCAUAUUGAGCUACGCCGUUGGGCAGAUGUGCUGUUUGUCGUGCCCCUCUCGGCCAAUCUCCUAGCCCGCAUUGCUGCCGGCAUGUGUGAUGACCUCCUCUCCAGCGUCAUCCGCGCCUGGGAUACUCGUCGCGCUGCCAUCGUCGUAGCGCCUUCCAUGAAUACACUGAUGUGGGAGCAUCCGCUAACAGAGCAGCACUUGUCUAUGUUACGGUCUUGGCCAUGGUUUCACAUUUUACUACCACAACCAAAGGCCCUUGCCUGCGGGGACGUUGGACAGGGCGCAAUGCGUGAAUGGCAAGAGAUUGUGGUCGAUGUCAAGCAAAGGCUUGACGAUCUUGACACUUGA